Molecule: messenger RNA, 2688 nt
Organism: Parnassius mnemosyne (clouded apollo)
Lineage: Eukaryota; Metazoa; Arthropoda; Insecta; Lepidoptera; Papilionidae
Source: the annotation of a GenBank genome assembly
AUGGCCGCUUUAAUUAAGAGUCAGACAAGUUCUAAAGCUAGUAUUGAAAAGUCGUAUGAAAACUUUAAGAAAUCGCCAAAGGAUCGGUUAGCUAAAACGUCUUAUCUUCAGACUAGAUUAGAUAUAUUAGAAGAACAAUGGACAUUAGUCACUGAAACUCAUAGGAAGCUAAGUAUGGAGGGUUCUGAUGCUAUAUUUGAAACAAAGUAUUUUAAGGAAGACAUUUUUAGUAGUAUAGAGGAAAUCUACAUAUUAUAUAAAUCUGAUUUAAAAGAUGCACUAAGUUUGUUAACGCCUGCUGCAAGCUUACCAAAUGAAGCAGCAAAAAAUGAGAGUAAUGUGAACCUACCCAAAAUUUCUAUUCCAAUUUUUUCUGGAAUGUAUAAUGAAUGGCCGACAUUUAGGGAUAUGUAUGUAUCACUUAUUCAUACGAAUGCUUCACUAGACAAUGUUCAAAAUAUGCAUUAUUUAAAGGGGCAUCUAUCGGGUGAAGCGGCGCAGCUUUUGAGACAUGUUCCGAUUACUGCAGCUAGCUACCAAGACUCAUGGCUCCUUUUAAAUAAUAGAUACAACAAUAAGAAAUAUCUUACUAAUGGUUUAUUAAAGCGUUUUAUAAAUCAACCUAACAUUGGAACCGAGAGCUGCAGUGCCAUUAAGGAAAUGUUAGACCUAACCAACGAUACUAUAAAUGGUUUGAAAAAUUUAGGCAUUAACGUCGAUACAUGGGAUGUAAUCAUAAUUUAUAUUAUUAGUACAAAAUUAGACAGCGAGUCGCGUAAGCAAUGGGAGGCGAAAAUAAGUGCUGUGGACGAGUUACCUACUCUUAACCAAAUGCGUGAAUUCUUAGAAUCUAAAUUUCGAUCACUUGAAUUUCUAGACGGUAAACAAAGGCUUAAACCAAAUUUUUCAAAUCAUAAACCAAAGGCAAUGCAUGCAACCGCGACUGUUUCUAAUGUAACACUAGAGAGUUGUAUAUUCUGUAAACAGAAUCAUAGGCUAUCAAACUAUAAAGAAUUUGCUAAGACAAAUUAUGACGCUCGAUUUAAUUUUGUUCAAACUAAUGGUCUCUGUUUUAAUUGUUUAGGUUCAAAACAUUCUUCGAAAGUUUGUCGCUCACAUAAAAAAUGUCACAUUUGUAAACACAAGCAUCACUCAUUACUUCAUCCUAACCCCAAACCAACCUCAGGUCCGUGCAGUUCGGAUUCUCAGAAAUCUUUAUUGGUGUCAGAAGUCAAUGCAAUGGUAUCUAACGUAAAGGCAUCAUUAGAUAGUUCCGAAUCAGCUUCCAAUUUUACAUCACAUUUUUCGAAGGAAACAGCACCUAAUCAGAUUCUGCUAGCAACGGCUCUUGUUGAAUCAAGGGCAAGAAAUGGUUAUACCCACCUGUUCAGAGCUCUCUUAGACCAGGGCUCCCAGGCGUCUUUCGUGACAGAAUCGGCGGUACAAUUGCUUGGUUUAAGGAAGAUACCAAAUAAGAGUAUCAUAUCAGGUCUUGGCGGUGAUAAUACGAGUGUUAUGGCCUCGAAGUACAUCGUUAUGAUGGAUAUUCAAUCACGUCAUGAUCCAAGUUUCCAAGUAAGUGUACGUGCGCAUGUUCUCGGUGCAAUUACGAGUCUCCUUCCGUCAGAGAAGGUAUUAAAUUUUGAUUGGCCAGAAUUAAACAAUAUAACUUUGGCUGAUCCACAGUUUCACAUCCCUAGCAAAAUUGAUAUUUUGCUUGGAGCUGAUAUUUAUGGUGAUUUAAUAAGAGAAGGAUUGAUAAAAGGCCCCAGAGGUAUGCCAACUGCUCAGAACACAGCUUUAGGAUGGAUACUAUCGGGUCCGACCCAUCAAGGUAAGAGCAUUCAAUCUCAAUCAGCACAUUGUCAUCAUAAUCUUAUUGUAAGUUCUCACUUUCACAAUGAUGACAAUGAAUUGCUCAAAAAAUUUUGGGAAAUUGAAAAUUAUUUUUUUGAUACAAAAAUCCUCACUAAAGAAGAACAACUAUGUGAAGAUUUAUAUGAACAGACGACCAGACGAGAUGCAUCCGGUCGGUAUAUUGUUCGCUUGCCGUUUCGUGAGGACGAUCCAAAGUGUAAGUAUGGCAAUUCAAGAGAAAUUGCCAUAAAGAGAUUUCAACUUCUAGAAAAGCGCUUGAAGAAAGAUGCCGAACUCAAGAACAAGUACUCAGAGGUAAUUCAUGAAUACUUGGACCUGGGUCAUAUGGUGCGUAUAUCGGACGAUGACAAAAGGAAACACGUUUCUGUGUAUCUUCCACAUCAUGCCGUUAUACGUGAAGACAAAAGCACAACUAAGGUCAGAGUUGUGUUUGACGCUUUAUGCAAGGGUAACAACGGCAUUUCCCUCAAUGACACUUUGAUGAUUGGUCCUAAGCUUCAACAAGAUUUACGGCACAUUAUACUGAAGUGGCGUAUGCAUCCUAUAUGCUUGAGUGCGGAUAUAGUUAAAAUGUAUCGCCAGAUAAUAGUCGCAGAAGAAGACGUAGACUUUCAGAGGCUUGUGUGGAGAGACAGUCCGGAAUCUGAAAUGGAAGAAUAUCGCUUGGAAAGAGUUACUUUCGGCACAGCAUCGGCGCCAUACCUGGCUGUGAAGACGUUGCAGCGCCUUGCGAUCGAUGAAGGCAGCGCAUAUCCUCUUGUGGCUGAAAAGGUUAAAAAGGAUUAUUAUGUAGAUGAUCUCUUGACAUGA